Molecule: messenger RNA, 387 nt
Organism: Erigeron canadensis
Lineage: Eukaryota; Viridiplantae; Streptophyta; Magnoliopsida; Asterales; Asteraceae
Product: serine, glycine and glutamine-rich protein-like
Exons: 1
Coding region: 1-387 (128 amino acids)
Source: RefSeq, a predicted model, not a curated record
AUGCGUUGUGAUGGAGGUGACGACAGGGGUAGCGGCAGUAAUGGCAGUGGUGGAAUCAGCGGCUUUGGUGGUGAUCGCGGCGGUGGUUGUGACGACAGCGGUAGCGGCCGUAAUGGCAGUGGUGGAACCAGCGGCUUUGGUGAUGAUCGCGGCGGCGGUGGUGGCGGCGCCGCUAGCUGUGAGAGUAGCGGUGUAGUUAUUAACGUAAAAAUAAUUAAUGUAAAAGAGGGUAACAUAGUUAAUUUAAGGAUUGAGAAAUAUAUUGUAAAAAAUUUCAUUAACCGUAUUAUAAAUACUAGUCACAUGCUCGCACGAUGCGACAAUGUGAUGAUGGUGGCAACGGGUGGUGGUUGUGGCGGUGGAUGCGGCAUAGUACUGGCGUUAUAG